Messenger RNA from Pocillopora verrucosa, 2285 nucleotides. Its product is annotated as EARP-interacting protein homolog. Gene Ontology annotation, biological process: protein ubiquitination. Gene Ontology annotation, molecular function: protein binding. The record is from RefSeq and is a predicted model, not a curated record. Lineage: Eukaryota; Metazoa; Cnidaria; Anthozoa; Scleractinia; Pocilloporidae.
UUCAGCGGCUUCUGUCUAAAUUCAAAAUGGAGGACGAUUCCCCUGUUAUUUAUGGACUAGAGUUGAACGCUCGGGCUCUGGUCCCCCAGCAUGCGGAAACAGACAUUAUAAGGUUCAUUGUUGGAACUCAGUCACUUAAAUAUGAAAAUCAGAUCCAUCUGAUAGACUUUGAUGAUGAAAGCAAUGUUAUCAAUAAAAAUGUGUUUAUGCAUUCUGUUGGAGAAAUAUGGUCAAUGAACACUAGUCCAACAGAUAAGACUCUCUUGGCAACUUGUUACAAUGAAGUGUCUGAGUCAAAAGCUGAAAUACAUGGUGCUCUAUGGAGGAUUCCCCCAGUAGAUGACACAGAGCCCCCUGGUUUAGACUCACCUGGAAUCUCCCCUGGCAGUGGGUAUUCUCGAUCAUUACAACUUAUCUGCAAUUUUGACAACAAACAUGAGAAUAUGAGAAGUGUGUUGUGGAAUCCAUCUGGUGAUGGAAGCCAAGUUGUAACUGUUUGUGAACAACAUCUAGACCUGUGGGAUCUGGACAGAAGUGCAUCAACUGCAGAGUCAAUUGACUCUGCUCUGUUGGAGGGUAAAGGUCAACCCAAGUUCACAACAGGGCGAUGGAACCCUCACCACAGUGGUUCUCAGAUUGCCACUGCAAAUGAUACAACUAUUAAAGGUUGGGAUGUGAGGACAAUGAGGCCUGUUUACACAAUUGAGAGUGCACAUAACCAGUUAGUGCGUGACUUGGACUUUAAUCCAAACAAACAAUACAUACUUGUCAGUUGUGGUGAUGAUUGCAAAAUGCGGUUCUGGGACACAAGGAACACUACUGACCCUCUGAUGGUAUUACAAGAUCAUUCACACUGGGUGUGGAGUGUGCGGUUUAAUCAUUUCCAUGAUCAACUUUUACUGACAUCAAGCAGUGACAGCAGGGUUAUCCUAAACAACAUUGUGUCUUUGUCAUCGGAGCCAUUUGGUCAUCUGGAUGAGGAAGAUGAAGACGAAGGUUUACAAGACAAGGGAUCCAGAGAGCCGGUAAAAGAUGGAGUCAUAGCAACAUUUGAUGAACACGAGGAUAGCGUGUAUGCUGUGGAGUGGUCAACCGCUGACCCUUGGGUGUUUGCAUCACUGUCAUAUGAUGGACGUUUGGUCAUAAACAGAGUUCCAAGAGCAGAAAAGUACAAGAUCCUUUUGUAGAACGUGUCAUAAUCAAGGAAUGUUGAGAAACCCCUUAACACAGUUAUCUGGCAUAGAUGGCAGCGAGGAACUUUUAGUGGGGGAGAAAGGGAUGACGGGAAAGAGGAAGAGGAGCAGUCAGGAAUGGUUGGACAUCAAGAGUUAUAUAUAAUUGGAAAGAGAAACUUAAGAGUUUGCGAACGAAAAAGAAGUGAGGUGCUUUGGUCUUAUUUCCAUGGAAAGUACAAGGCGUUGACUUUAUUUGCAUUGAGCAUAAUCGUAUCCGUCAAUCGACAUCGCUGCUGGUACGUUAAUGGAACAUGCGUAAAUUAUCCUUUGAGAGUGAUUCAAGGUCAACUGUUAAAGUCUAAGGUCGCUGAGAAAGGUAUCGCGUUCUUUAACUUAGGCAGUUACUGUCUGAAUAUUUUACUGUGUGGUGAUGGCGUGAUACCGUCUUGAGUCAAACUUAUACCAUUUAUCUCGGAGGACCGGAGAGAAACAAACAGAGUAUCUAGGCGUAAAAAUAAAUACCGCGGCAACGUUCUUAAAGAAUUUAUUUUGCGAUCAGGAAUUCCAACAAUGUCCGAGUUUACGGUCAGGAAGUUUGGAUCGUCACCUCACCUGCCUCGAGAGGAGGAGGAGGGCCAGGGCGGGGCAGUAUAUACGAAGGGCUCCUCUGGUAACUUAUCUCUCAGACCCCAGUUGAUUAAAUUUGUGAAAAGGCACUUAAUAGUAAAAAAGACAACAGUGAAAUCUGUCAAAUGUUUAAUGAAUAUACGUUUCAAACAGUGCCGUGCAAAAAUGAUGACUUUUAUCAGAAUGUAGCUAGUUUCCUUGAUCAUUUGCCGUCCCACUGAACUCUGCAACUCGCCCGUUUUCAGCUGUUUUCUCUAUGGUCUGCUUUUCCCCAUCUUCGAGAGAAAAAAGUGUAAUCCUCAGAAUUUGUUAAACCGCUAAAUCAUGAUCCAGUAUUACCAGUUAAAUGUCUCUGUUCUUAGGAUUUUGAGAAAAAAAAUGUCACUUACAAUUAAAAGGGUGUAGAUGUCUUAUUCUUGCAUGUAAAACACGAAAUAUAAAAGAAAUACCUCAAUUAUUUCAACUGUGGAAUAAAGACUUUAU